GUUGUUGUCAUUCGAAUGCCCUGUUGUGCUAGAUGAUGAGCGACUUUGUUUCUUUCUCUAUAGGUGUGUACGAACGUUGCCUGAAGAUUAUUACGGAGGAUGCUGAUGUGUUUGACCUCGUCUGCUAGAUGAGGAGGUAUUUUCUUUCUUCCCUGAGUAAUUUUGACUAGGAUUUCCGAAUCGGUUUGAAUUUCUAUUUUAUGGUAACCGAUGUUUGAUAAAAUGGCCAUGGACGUUGCUGCUGCUAUUGUUUCGGCCUGGAGUGGCGUUCUCGAUUUGACCGGAAAGGAGAAUGCCUCUAGUAGAACCCCUCUUCUAUUUCUGAGGAUUCCACCCCCUGCACUGUUAGUGAGAUUGUGGGCUGCAUCUACAUUCAGACAGAGAUCUGCAUCGGAGUCGGCCGCACGAUCGGGAGCUCUUUGAUGGGAAGAGCUCGAUAAAUAGGAGCAGCAUAUGGCUCUUGUUUUACACCCUGAGUCUGCUCCUCACUAUCAAUAUACACACCAUCUAAUAGAGUGAAGAGAAGGGCUUGGAAGAGCAAAAUAAGCAGGGCAGUUCACUGUGUUCAAGGAAAUGGCUGAAGUUGUUCAACCUGCAAAUGUUUCUGAUAUGAAAUGUGACAUUCCCGAAUUAAGGGGUGAUAACUAUAAGGUUUGGAAGGAGCGUGUUCUCCUUCAUUUGGGCUGGAUGGACAUUGACUAUGCUAUAAGGAAAGACGAACCACCGGCUAUAAUGGCAACUAGCACUCCGGAUGCAGUUGAUCUUUAUGAAAAGUGGGAGAGAUCUAACCAUCUCUCCGUAAUGUUAAUAAAGACCAAAAUAACUGCUAGUAUCCGUGGUUCUGUCGAUCAGCAUACUAAAGUCAAGGACCUUUUGAAGGCUAUUGAUGAGCAAUUUGCUACAUCUGAUAAGACCGUUGCCAUCACCUUAAUCAUGAAGUUCACAACCAUGAAGUUCACUGGGAUAAGAGGCGUGCGUGAACACAUCAUGAACAUGAGGGACAUAACGGCUCAGUUGAAAACUUUGGAGGUAACCAUGUCGGAUGCUUUUCUGGUUCACUACAUCCUUUACACUCUUCCACACCAAUAUGCUCCUUUUAAGAUCUCCUAUAACACACAUAAGGAAAAAUGGUCAAUUAAUGAGCUACUGACCAUGUGUGUUCAGGAGGAGGAGAGGUUUAUGAUGGAAGAGGGUGAACGGGUGAACUUGACUGUUCAUGAAAAGAAAAGGAAGGAUCAUGCCAAAGGUAAAGGCAGCAUCCCUCCACAGGCAGUCAUUAAGAAAGAGUCAAAGUGUUUCUUUUGCAAGAAAAAGGGACACAUGAAGAAAGAAUGCUCUAAAUUCAAGAGCUGACUCGAAAAGAAAGGAUAUGGAAAACCUAAGGAAACCAGGGGCAAGUGAACAAUGCAUCUACUCAGGAGGAAGAAUAAGUUCACAUGUUGAAGCCAUUGGGACAUGCAAUUUAAUUUUAAGCAGCGGUUUUAUUUUACAAUUGGAAAAGACCUUUUAUGUUGCCAGUUUUUCAAAGAAUUUAAUUUCUGUUUCGAGACUAGCUCCUUUAGGAUUUAGUUUCAAUUUCUCAAGUUCUGGUUUUACUUUAAUAAAUAAAUCAAAAACCAUUGGUUUUGGUUCUUUAGUUGAUGGUCUUUAUUCAAUUGAUGUGAAAUAUAAUGUUGCUUAUGAUUCAAU
Messenger RNA from Cuscuta europaea, 1689 nucleotides. The record is from the annotation of a GenBank genome assembly. Lineage: Eukaryota; Viridiplantae; Streptophyta; Magnoliopsida; Solanales; Convolvulaceae.